AUGCCUGCCAAUAUGUUUAACGGCGACUCACCAACCAAGCAGAGGUUGCUUGUGGUUGCCAAUAGGCUGCCUGUGUCUGCAAAGAGGCAGGGCGAGGAUUCGUGGUCGUUUGAGAUAAGCGCAGGCGGCCUAGUUAGCGGCCUUAUGGGGGUGAAGGAGUUCGAGGCAAGAUGGAUUGGAUGGGCGGGAGUGAACGUGCCAGACGAGACCGGGAAGAAGGCGCUCACUGCAGCUCUUGCCGAAAAGAAAUGCAUUCCUGUAUUCCUUGAUGAAGACACUGCUAACCAGUACUACAACGGCUACUGCAACCGUAUCAUCUGGCCUCUGCUCCACUACCUCGGGCUCCCACAUGAGGACCAUCAAGCAACAACGUGGAGUUAUGAGUCUCAGUUUGCAGCGUAUCAGAAGGUGAACCGGAUGUUUGCGGAUGUCAUCCAAAGCCACUACCAGGAGGGCGAUGUCGUUUGGAUUCAUGACUUCCACCUUAUGUUGCUACCGAAACAUCUCAAGGAAUACAACAAAAACAUGAAAAUCGGAUGGUUUCUUCACGAGCCAUUCCCGUCCUCUGAAGUCUUCCGCACUUUGCCAUCACGGUCCGAGCUGCUAAGUGCAGUUCUGAUGGCAGAUUUAGUGGGAUUCCAUACACAUGAUUUUGCAAGAAAUUUUGUGAGUGCUUGCACUAGUAUUCUCAGAGUUAAAGGUACUCCAGAAGCUGUUGAGAAUCAAGGCAGAGUUACUCGUGUAGCUGUGUGUCCAAUAGGGAUAGAUUCGGAAAGGUUCACACAGGCUAUAGAGCUUCUUGAAGUCCAGAAGCUCAUUAAAGAGUUCAAAGAGAAAUUUUUCGGGAAGAAGGUGAUACUGGGCGUGGACCGUCUUGACAUGAUCAAAGGGAUCCCUCAUAAGUUACUAGCGUUCGGGAAAUUUCUGGAGAAAAACGAAUACUGUCGCGAUAAAGUGGUAUUGCUUCAGAUUGCUGUGCCAACGAGAAGUGACGUUCCUGAAUAUAAAAAACUUAAGAGCCAAGUUCAUGAAAUCGUUGGACGAAUCAAUGCAAGAUAUGGAAGUUUGGAUUCUGUUCCAAUUCAUUAUCUGGAUCGUUCAAUCGACUUUUAUACACUGUGUGCAUUGUAUGCUAUGUCUGAUGUAGCACUUGUUACAUCAUUGCGCGAUGGAAUGAAUCUUGUCAGCUCUGAGUUUGUCGCAUGUCAAGAUUCGAAGAGGGGCGUGCUCAUCCUCAGCGAAUUUGCUGGAGCAGCAGAGUCUCUUGGGGCUGGCGCGGUUAUCGUGAAUCCUUUGGACCUUAUGGGAGUGGCUGCAGCGAUAGGCCAGGCUUUGGAUAUGCCGGCUGAAGAGCGAGACGAGCGCCAUAGGCAUAACUUUGAGUAUGUCACAACUCAUACUGCUCAACAGUGGGCUAACUUCUUUGUAAGUGACCUCAGUGCUUGAAGCUUGGACUCAUUACGUAUCGAUUUUGGAGGCCCGAAUUGAAGAUAUAAUGAUGACAAUUUUUGUCCAAAUGGGAGCAGCCAAACUCAAGAAGUUUUUUUUUUAAGUUAUUUUUUUUUGUUAAAUGAGUGAC
Messenger RNA from Salvia splendens (bonfire salvia), 1579 nucleotides. RefSeq names its product alpha,alpha-trehalose-phosphate synthase [UDP-forming] 1. The transcript has 11 exons. The coding region runs from base 1 to 1446 and encodes 481 amino acids. Gene Ontology annotation, molecular function: trehalose-phosphatase activity; alpha,alpha-trehalose-phosphate synthase (UDP-forming) activity. Gene Ontology annotation, biological process: trehalose biosynthetic process. Gene Ontology annotation, cellular component: cytosol. The record is from RefSeq and is a predicted model, not a curated record. Lineage: Eukaryota; Viridiplantae; Streptophyta; Magnoliopsida; Lamiales; Lamiaceae.